AGAUCAAUCGAAUUUUUUUAAUGAAUACUUUAAAACUCAUUUUUUUGCCCAUUGUCAUCAUCAUCAGCGUCAUUAAUUGAAUGUCUUCAUUGAAUAAAAUUUCAAGAUGGAAAAUGGUGUUGAAUGUGAUGAGGAUGCCGAAAAAACAUUGGCCAUCUAUUAUGCGAUUAUUUCAGGCCAUACCUAAUGCUAUUAUUUUCAUCAUUAUUUUGAUACAAACUCCUUAUUUGUUGGCCAUCAAGCCAUGUUUGGCUGAAAAUAUCGCUGAAGAUGGUUUAUCGGAUUCAUUUUUAUCCAACAAUAUGGAUAAUAUUAAGAAUCCAUUUUGGUCUAUGACAUCAACAGUCAAACAUGAAAUUGAUCGCAUGAUUUCCUCAGUUGUUGAUGAAUCAUAUACAGAAGAUGAUAUUGGAACGUUAUUAACUACAACUGCAAUGAUAAGUCAACCGAUUGCAUCAAACUAUAAAGAUUUUGAAUCAAAAACAUCAACGACAAAACCAAAAUCUCUGGAAAUGAAUGAGAAAAAAGUAAAGAAUAAUAAAAAUGGUACCCAACAUCAAAUCGGUAUGAUAAAUAAUAUGUCUGAUAUUGUGAAAUUAGUACGAUUCGUAUUGCUACGUGGACAUAUUGUUCUAGAUGCAUCACAUCGUGUUCUGGUCAUGAAUGAAUCACGUAUUGAUCGACUAAUGAACUAUCUACAUGACAUUCAAUUACGACGUGGUAAACAUCGUAUACUACCGAUGGAGGAUCGUGAUCUAGCUUGUGAAUACAUAUCCGAUACAAAAUUACAUAUCAAAAAAUUAUGUCGAGCAGCAACAUUUGAUUGUCUUUCUGCUAGUGAAUUGAUUCAAAUGUUACCGUCAACAAUCACAACAUUUCAUCAGGCAAUCACUCGUCUUUGUCCAUUAUUAUUGUUCCGACAAUCACGACCAAUUUGUGUGUCUGAUGUGAAAAAAUUAUUGGAUGCUGCCAAUUCGAAUAAGAAAAUACAGCUAGUCGAACCAAGUAUUGAACGUGUAUGGAUAUUUGGCGUUCUAUUUGUCACUAUAUCGAUUCUAGUCUCAAUGGGUGGAUUGAUAUUAUUACCAGUUGUAAAGAAAUCAUCACGAAUGACAAUAUUAACAUUUUUUGAAGGUUUAGCUGUCGGUGGUCUUUGUGGAAGUGCCAUUCUUCAUCUAUUUCCGGAAGCAUUUGAUAUUGUGGAUGAAAAAUAUCGGGCAUAUUUUUGGAAUACAACUUGUAUAUUUUGUGGCAUUUAUUUUUCCUAUUGUAUUGAAAUUUUAAUUAAAAUUCUCAAAACUCAUUAUGGACGUAAUCGUCGAAAACGUGUACCGUCAGUAAUAUUUCGUGAUGAUGAUGUUAAUAUUGAAAAUCUUAGAUAUUCAUCAGCUACUAAUGCAAUUCGUCAUCCAACACCGGAUCCAUAUAACGAAGAUCAAAUCAGUGAUCCAGAAGAUUAUCCUGAAUUUGAUUUCCAUUUUGAAGAUCAGCCAAAAAUAGUGAUGGAAUCAACAACAACAUCAUCAUCAAAUAAUGAUAAUCAGAAUAAAGUUGCCAUUAUUAAUUCAACUCGUGAUCAAUUGGUUCAAUGUCUUUCGACUGUGAAUGUGAUUGCACCGGCAUCAUUGGUAGCACCACGACAAACACCUCCUACGAUACGCCGUCCAUCCAAAGAACGUAUGGUACGUAGUGUUGCAUUACGACGACACGAUCAUGAAACAUCAACAAUCGUCAUCGAUACUGUAGCCUGGAUGAUCGUACUUGGGGAUGCAUUACUUAAUUUUAUUGAUGGUCUCUCUAUUGGUGCUGCAUUUGAUCGUAAUAUUCUUGCCGGCAUGAGCAUAUCGGUGGCCGUGAUGUUGGAAGAGGUAACACAUCGACUUGGUACAUUUGCAGUACUUAUCCGUGCUGGAAUGUCAAUGAAACAAAGUUUUUUCUACAUUUUUCUAUCGGCUUGUUCCUGUUAUCCAGGAUUAGCUUUAGGCAUUGUAUUGGGAGAUGAAGCUGAAGAUGCUAGUCCUUAUAUAUUUGCAUUAUCAGGUGGAUUCUUUCUAUACAUGGCUCUAGUUGAUGUAAUGAAAGCCAUGACCCGAACAAUGGAGAAUGCAUCGAGAAAAAAUCUUCGUUCAUUAUUAUGGAUACUUGCCUUACAGAAUAUCGGUAUAGUCAUAUCAGCCAUAUCAUUAGCCUUAUUGGCAUUCUAUGAAAAAGAGAUGGAUUUCGAAGUACAAGAAAUGGAUGAAAUACGUAAAAAUUCUUUUGUCUAAACAAAUUUUUUUUAAUAAAAAUCUGUACAAUUAUCA
Dermatophagoides pteronyssinus (European house dust mite) is the source of this 2303-nucleotide messenger RNA. Its product is annotated as metal cation symporter ZIP8-like. The record is from RefSeq and is a predicted model, not a curated record. NCBI's taxonomy places the organism in Eukaryota, Metazoa, Arthropoda, Arachnida, Sarcoptiformes, Pyroglyphidae. Gene Ontology annotation, molecular function: monoatomic cation:bicarbonate symporter activity; zinc ion transmembrane transporter activity. Gene Ontology annotation, cellular component: plasma membrane. Gene Ontology annotation, biological process: zinc ion import across plasma membrane; intracellular monoatomic cation homeostasis.